Pogona vitticeps (central bearded dragon) is the source of this 3600-nucleotide messenger RNA. RefSeq names its product keratin 222 (gene KRT222). Lineage: Eukaryota; Metazoa; Chordata; Lepidosauria; Squamata; Agamidae. The record is from RefSeq and is a predicted model, not a curated record.
CUUUCACUGCAGGCUGGGAACGCUCUGCAGCAGCCUUCUCCUGCUAUCCAUAAGGUUCUGUUAGCCAAGGUGGAGGAUGGGAGCAGCAUGGAACUGUCCCAGCUCCUCAAUGAGAUCAGGGCAAACUAUGAAACGCUCAUCACCCGAAGUCAGAUAGAGACGAUCCUCUCAGCAGGGACCCAGCUUGAAGCAGCCACUAGUGAAAGAAUGAGCAAAGACGAAGAAGUGCUAAAAGCAGCCAGGGCAGAGCUAAACGAAGCUAGACGCCAGUGGCAUCAGAUGCAGAUGGAAAUUGACUCUCUCCAUGCUGUGGAAAAGGGUUUGGAAAAUGCUUUGCGCAUCAAAGAACAGCAAUACCAUACCCAGCUCAAGCAUUUGGAAAAUGAAAUUGAAGGCCUGGAGAAAGAACUACAAGAAGUGCGAGAGGGCAUUGAAAAACAGCUUCAGAAACAUGAAAUAUUACUCAACACUAAGAUGAGACUUGAGCAGGAGAUAGCAACAUACCGUAGUUUGCUGGAGGAGGAGGAGAAAAGGUUUCAUCAUCCUGCACAUCAAGAAACAAAAGAUGAGAAAAAGCCUACUACCAGCCGGAUAGCAUUUAUCUUGCCUUCACCAAGUGAGCUAAAGAAGCACGAGAUUGAAAAGGUGGAAAUACUGACAAAGCAAGCAAUCUUAAAUGCAACUGUUGCAAAGGAGAGUGCAGAAGCUGAAGGCACAAUACAGACAGAAAAAGUAGAUGAAGUGAUUAAAGAAUGGGAAGGCUCUUUCUUUAAGGACAACCCUCGCUUAAGGAAAAAGUCAGUUUCUUUGCGAUUUGAUCUCCAUCUGGCAGCCACAGAUGAAGGUUGUUUACAGACUAAGCAGAACAGCCUGCCUGAUAUUGAAGUGAGACUGGUGAUGAGAAGGUCUUGCAGUAUCCCAUCCAUCAAAACUUAAGUUAGCACUCAACUAAUCCAAAGAUUACUUAUGGAUGGAUUUUAGAAAUAAAGGUUAGUAUGGACCUACAUGGACUACCAGAUUGCAUUCUGCCUGUCAAAACAAGAAGUACAUCCUAUCAAGUAAUAUACAGUACUAUAAUCCAGUGAUAUUAAUGAAGGUACGAGAGGUGGUUAAGAGGAUUACAUUCUGUGAUACAUGAUUCCUAUUUAAUUGUUAUUAUUAUAUAUCUGUUGAAGUACUUUGUGUUUUAAUUUAUUUUCCUCCAAAGAAGAAUUCUUCAAUUUUAGAAUUUUAACAAGUACUUAAGAAUAAAAAAAUGCUUUUAUUUUAUAUAAAUCAAUUUACAUACAAGUAAAUGGAUUUGCUUCAGCACAGGAUUAUGACUGAUGUAACUACCUUCAGGUAUCUGCAUCACCAUUAUAACUGACAAGACAAAUAAUUUACAUUUCUCUCCGAGCAACCAGUAAAUCCAUGCAAAAGCUUCAAGGGGGCAAGUAGGCCUCAACCCACUACUUCCAAAAAUAAUUCCACUCAAAUCCAUGAACUACUUUUUGAAACAUUCCUAAUGGUCAAAGUAAAACGUACGUAAUGUUUAUUAAAGUUGGUCAAUACAUUUGCACUAAUCCUAUACUAUGUACUAAUAUUGCUGGACUUCUUCCCAUAUUUCCAUGAUAACAUUUCUGAAAGCCAUUUUAAACCAUAACACGUAACAGCACCAAUAUUUUUGUGAAAUCUUGCCAGCUUAAUCCUAGAGGAGGCUACAGGGUAAUAACUAACAGUAGGUGCCCAGAAUUGCCUGUGGCUGCCAGCUCUUACUUUUCUAACUGCCUUUCUUUGGUGAAAACAAUCGGGGUCUUGUCCUCUGCCCCUAUCCCAAAGAAGAAGACGAGAACAUGGUCACAAAGAGAACGAUAGCUAUCCAUUACAUGAAUAAUAUAAAAUGUCCUUUUGAAUAAAUUCCUUGCUGUACUUUUACAGCAGUAGCCUUGAGUUUUAGAAAGCAAAAUAGUCCCUUUAAAUUGAAUGUCCAAAUAUUUCAGGUUGUUGUUGCUGUUUUCCUAAACAGAAAUGGCUUUCAUAUAUUUAUGCAGACUUUUCCCAUCUUGCCCACAGGCUGAGCAGCAAUGAUUGGCUUUCCAGCUUCAGUUGCAAUGUUGUCCUUAUUAUAGUAGCCAGGACAACAAUGUUUGAAGGAUAAAUUAGUCCAUGGUGUUUGUGCCUAUACUAAUUAGUUUAUCAUUGUAACUGAAAAUGGCUAAUCUACAGUCUAUCAAAUGUAUCUAAAAAGGGCUAAAUGCUGACGUCAAUAUUGCUCUAAUAGCCUAUGUGCAUAGCGCCUUUCUGAUGCUAAUCAAUCAGGGAGAAGCUACAGGGAAAAAUGUACACAUUUGUGCUUCAUCACAUCAAUUUCACUACCAUAAAUUGUGCACAUGCAACUAUGAGAAAGAACACAAUGAAUCCUAAGACUUCUUGAGGUCUCAUUUAUUGCGUGGCAAAAUAAGACCUAACCUAUAAAUACUCUUAGUAGGCUAUAAUAGACUACCCUUAUGUUUCCAAAGAUAAUUGUCUUGGUCCAGAAGCUUCGUUAUCUUCCACUUCAUUUUUCCUAGCUACCUUGCAUUAGAAACAUUUUCCAGACCAGUGUAACAUCACAGAGCCUCCAAAGCACAGCUGAGCUCAGGGUGGAAACGAGGGAAGAGCAACAUCUGAACUUUGUUAUUCCUCCCUAGGAUCUUUUUGUUACUCUAUGUUGACAACAAAUGCUCACCCAUUUAAAUUAAUGGAAAGGAUCUAUGCCAGCUUCAAGACUGGCAUAGAUCUACAGGUGUUGGGUUGGAUUUUUUUGCAUGUGGAGGGGGGCUCACAGACCUGCAGAUUUUGUGCUUCCACGGGUUCUCAUGGCACACCUACUGCCAUAUUCCUGAUACACCUCUCCACCUGCCCCCAAGAGGUCAGGGACAGCCCAGGAACAAUGAGUUCCAUGGCAAUUGAGGUGGGGCUUCCUAGGUUUACCUCUCACCCUCUGAAGACAUACUUCUCUCGCCAUCCCCAGAGAGUGGGGUUUAAUCUAAUAUCUGAGAUUACUUCCCAAGUUCUGUAGAAUUGCAUUUUCUAGCCAUGCAAAAAAUUAGAAGAACAAAGAAAUCAAGUAAUUUUUACUCCUCUUUGGUCAAAUAUGUCUCUCACAGAUUCUGUUCAAUGAAUACAAUAGUAGAUUGCUUCUUGGUAUGAGAUGCUAGAAAUCAGAGCUAUCAAUAGGCUGCUGUCCAGAGAAUCAACCAACCAGGUUCUAAUCCUGGGGCAGCUUUGGAUAUGUUUCUCAAAUAAAAGUUAUUCAAGCUGAGCAGUGUCCCCUGUGUGCAACCAAGUAAGUUUUAAAAGUUGCUGUAUGAAGGACAGUUGUACAAAGAUUAGAAGAAAAAUAAUAGCAGUUGUACAGGUGUACAUUCACCCUCAUACUACAGUAACUCCUUGGGACACUUUCUUUAUGCAAGGAGCGGGCAUAAUCUUUCAUUCUCUUAUCAGUAACUUUUCUUGAAAAGCUGAGGUCUUAUAUGAAAAGACAUAUAACAGAAACCUCCAUCCUGCAGUGUUUGUGGCAAACAUCUAAAAAAAAAUCAUAUUAUUUUCUGUCAAUGCACUGGCAUACUACUGUAUUUU